AGGUUAAUAGUUGUCCGGUGGAAACUUGUGGAAACUGCCUGUGGAACAAACAGUUCCAGUAUACAGCUCAAGUUCAGUAUAGAAACGUUAAUUUUGUUAUUUUUACGUGUUAUGAUUAUUCCUGAGCUUUCGAAAAGCUUCGGCUAUUUAUACAGUAAUAAACAGAGUGCCUGCUGUGUUGUAGUUUAGUACCACAAGUUAAUCGUUUGAAGAAAACAUGGCGGCGUCCUUGAGCAGCAUAGGGAGCGUGAGGGUGCUGAGCACCUUAGCUUGGUCCAGAUCAUUGUGCAGCCUCUCUGGAAGCAGGGGCCUCCAUGUUACUGCGUCGUGCUGCAAGAAUCGAGCCGCUCGUAUCCGAGUGGGGAAAGGAGACAAACCUGUGACCUAUGAGCAAGCGCAUCAUCCUCACCACAUUGGCCACCGCAAAGGAUGGCUGUCACAGCACACCAGUAACCUCAAAGGAGAGGACGGGGCAGCUGAACGCACUGUAGAAGACGUCUUCAUUCGGAGGUUCAUGUUUGGGACGUUCCACGGGUGCCUGGCCAAUGAGAUUGUCAUCAAAAGGCGUGGCAAUUUACUGAAUGUGUGCGCAGUGAUGCUACAGAAGUUACCACCACAGAAGUUUUACUUCCUGAUUGGCUAUACAGAGUCACUGCUGUCACACUUCUACAAAUGCCCUGUCAAGUUAGAGAUUCAGACCCUGCAGGAUAAGAUUGUGUACAAGUACCUCUGAUUAAACUGUCCGUAACCAUUUUCUCUGUAGAUAGUAGUGCUACCAGUUUCUACCUUUUUGAUUUCUGAAAAAUGAAUGAGCAGAUUUCAAAUAUUUGUUUUAUGUUCUCAAAAGGGUUUUAAGUUAGGAGAAAGGGGAUCACUGUUAUAAAAUUAGAUGGUGAAACCUGUUGCGGUUUCUACAAAAUGCUCAUCAGUUCUUGUUCCUGAUGUUAAAUAAAUGACCAAAACCUUGAGUUCUAAGAGAUACUUUAUAGUGCUGGUUUGCUAAGGAAAUUGACAUAACUGCAGAUAUUUAUUGAGUAUUUAAAAUGUGAAAACACAUCAAACACUGUGUCAUCAGCAGAUUUACAGACAGGUGACAAAAGAAAUACUUGAACCUCUAACCCCUCCCGGAAGAAGAUCCAGUGCUCUGGGAUGCUGUGUGGCAAUUUUGUUGUCGUGAUUUGGGUUCACCUCUCAUUUUAAAGGAGAGGGUCGAUCUGAUCACCUUUAUCCUAUGAAGAAACAUUUCUACCCUGAGUGGGUUUUUUUCAGCAAUGGAAAAGCCCCCAUCCAUCCAUAUCUUUUUAAAGAAUGAUGUUGGAUUUUUUUUCUUUCUUUUCAAGGUCGUUAGAUGAGGUGUGGAGUAGGAGUGACCGAGGGGUUCAUAGUCAGGGUGAGAUUAAAGAGAUAUCAGGGAUGGCUCUGAGUCCCUUCAUGUUUGCAAUGCUGAUGGGCAGGUUGACAGAUGAGGUCAGGCAGGAGUUUCUGUGGAAUGUGAUGUUUGCAGAUGACAAAGCGAUCUGACCUUUUUUAAAAAAUUUUUUUGGAUGAUUAAAUUAUUUUACUUUGCACACAGAAACAAAAUUAUUUCACAAAAAAUUAGUAUAUCAAAGCUCUAGUUUUUUCUCAUCUGACCAAAGGAUGUGCUUCCAGUAUGUAUAAUCUUUCUCAGUUUGUCUUUGGCAUACUUCAGCCUGGCUUCACGGUGUCUCCUCUGUGAUGAAGGAUUUCUUCGUCUGCAGCUUCAUAGCCCAGUCCUCUGCAGGGUUCUAGUGGUUGUGUUGUUUUAGACUACAGUCUUUAGAAACAUGUCUCACUCGUUUUCAAUCCAGAGUCUUUAAUUGAUUCCUCCACUAUUAUGAUCUCCAAAGCCACAUGCCAACACAACACUACCUGAACUUAAAUCUCACAAAGGUUGAUUAUCUUGUUAAUGGCGUUCCAUCUUCACUGCGUGAAAGAAGCCAACACAUCAGAGAUCCUCUGCAAAACUAGGACAUCUUACUAUUCAUCAAUGAUUAAGGAAACUAACAUAAAUAAAGGGAGAAUAACCCCAGGUUUCUUUUCAGCUCUGUAGCCAGGCUAAAAAAAGAAUCAGAGCUCUGUUGUGCCAAAUGUCAACCUUGGUGUAAGCACAGGUAACUCUACCUUGGCCAGCUAUAAAAUGUACACUUUUUUUUCCCCCCAAGGAAAUUGACUUGAACCCACCAUAACAUCACAUUAAGAUGGAAACCUACAAAAAAAGUUCAUUUAAAUGUUUCAUUUAAUUUAAUCAGUUUCAUCACAGUGCAGAUUUGUUCACAUUUUAAAGGCACAUGCACCUCAUCAGUGCGAACAUAAGGCAGACAGGAUUAAAGUGUUCAUCUUAAACAUAACUGUGCAAAAGUUCCCUUAAUAUAUUCCUUGCAAUAAGAAAACAUGAAAAAUAUCAGCAUGUGUUCCUGCUACCAAUUAAAAAAAGGCUCUUAGUAAUAAAGAGUUCAGUUUUUUUAAAAGCCGAGUUCCUUCUUCAAAUCUGAGGCACAAUACUGAAAAUCAACUGUUAUACUGGAUACAGGACAGGGUGAAGAUUUCAGACUUUGUUGUCUUUCACUGAAAGGGUUGCAGAGACAGUUAUGAGUACAAAGAUCUUUUAUGGAAACUAAGCUUUUGCCACAGAAAAAAAAAAGAAGAAUAUUGACACAAUACAUCUCCACAUUAUACAGUUAGAAGCAGCUUUUGGUUUGGUCAGAUUAGCAUAACCAUGUGUAAACCUACUUACACGCAGUUGCUUAAAUUUUCUGUGCUAGCUAACUAAUGAUUGUUGGUAUGUUUAUACUGAAUGAAAAAAAAAGUGAAAUCAUAUUAAUCCCUUCACCCAACUCAUGGAAAGCAUUUAAAUGAAACCCUAGAAUGUUAAACCAACUCUUCAAAGACGACGAUGACGAUGAUGAUGAGUCACAGUUCCAGUGUAGCAGUAAACCUUUCUCUUAACUGCUCACAAUCAAAGUCAGAAGAAGAAUCCAACAUUUUGUGUUUCUGAGAAUGGUGAAAUGUUCAGAAGACUCUGACUAUGCCUGAAAAUUGCAUUUUAUACACAAACACAUGACAGCAUGGGGAAAGAAGGUUAUCUUAAAGGUGCUUUACCCAAGUAUUUUAUAUGGGAAUUUCAGACGCUGCUAAGCAGCUAACUCUUUUCCAUCUAAUGUUUUUCUAAUUGAA
Messenger RNA from Oreochromis niloticus (Nile tilapia), 3195 nucleotides. It is a transcript of the gene mrps24, whose product is annotated as mitochondrial ribosomal protein S24. Gene Ontology annotation, cellular component: mitochondrion. NCBI's taxonomy places the organism in Eukaryota, Metazoa, Chordata, Actinopteri, Cichliformes, Cichlidae. The transcript has 4 exons. Gene Ontology annotation, biological process: translation. Bases 218 to 733 code for a protein of 171 amino acids. The record is from RefSeq and is a predicted model, not a curated record.